UCCACAUGGUGGGAAGUGGGGGAGCAGAGAUUCUCAACCAAAGCAAUCACCAGGAUUCUCUCCAAGAUUUUAGGAGCUCUUAUGUAGGACCUGCCAGUGGGGGCCCCUUUGCCAGUGGUAGAUAUUACUCUUGAGAUAUUAUCAGCUGAAAACAACAUGGUAUCUUUUCUAUUUCAGAAAAUACAAAGGAAAUAAUGUAGACGGCAUCCGAGUCUGAAAGGAGCAUUUGGGCCGUUGACCUGUUACUGUCUUUAAAAAAAUCUUUUUACAUUCCUUCAAUGCCUAAUAUUGCAGACUCUCAGCUAGAGAGUGGUUCUGAAGAAAAUGAGUGUGGACCUGGAAGAAAGGCUUCAGAAGUGAAUCUUCAUGGUACUGUAAAACCAUUUUGUGCUGCGGGUGCCUCUGUUGCCUCUCUGGGAUCUAGUGGAGACAGGCAUUAUCCAUGGGGAUGUCCUGUGACUCAUACCCGAGAAAAGUUUUACACUAUCUGUUCAGACUAUGCUUUUUUAAACCAGGUUACAUCAAUUUGCAAAAGCCCAAGUGCUACAGUUAGUGCCUGCUUACAAGACAACGCUGCCUUAAAUGUUGGAAAUAAUUCGCCGGGUUUCAUUGGCAUUCGAACUGGCACGUCAGACAUAGUUUACAAUGAAGAUACUAACCUGGAAAGUUUGUCUAGUAGCCUUGGAAAACUUCCACUGGCAUGGGAAAUUGAUAAGUCUGAAUUCAGUGACACAUCCCCAGACCUGAAGAAUCGAGCAGGCAAUGUGAAGAAGCAAGGAACCAAGAAAACGUCUGUAGAUAAAAAAAGUAACCAAUACAGAGAAUGUCCACAACAUUAUGCACUUGAAGAAAUAAAACAACGGAAAGUAUUAGACCUCCGGAGAUGGUACUGUAUAAGUCGGCCACAAUAUAAGACGUCCUGUGGGAUUUCCUCGUUAGUCUCUUGCUGGAAUUUCCUAUAUAGCACAAUGGGAGCUGGAAACUUACCACCUAUUACUCAAGAAGAAGCUUUGCAUAUAUUGGGCUUUCAACCUCCUUUUGAAGAAAUUAGAUUUGGUCCAUUUACUGGAAAUACGACAUUAAUGAGGUGGUUCAGACAAAUUAAUGAUAAUUUCCAUGUAAAAGGAUGCUCAUAUUUUCUCUAUAAACCUCAUGGGAAGUAUAAGACAGCUGGAGAGACUGCUUCAGGAGCUUUGACAAAACUAACACAAGGACUGCGUGAUGAAUCGAUAGCCUACAUUUAUCAUUGCCAAAAUCAUUAUUUUUGUCCAAUUGGAUUUGAAGCAACCCCAGUAAAACCUAGCAAGGCAUACAAAGGGCGUCUCUUACAACAAGAAGUGGAACACUGGAUACUCAUUGGAGAGCCAAGCCGAAAGCACCCAACUAUUCAUUGCAAAAAGUGGGCAGAUAUUGCAAUAGACUUAAACACUCAAAAUCCUGAAUACUUAGAUAUUAGGCAUUUGGAAAGGGGCCUUCAGCAUCGGAAGACAAAGAAGGUAGGAGGAAAUCUGCAUUGCAUCAUUGCUCUUCAGAGGCUUAACUGGCAAAGGUUUGGUCCCUGGAAUUUUCCAUUUGGAAACGCUAAACAAGACUUGCAACCCCAAUCACAGACGCUGGGUAUAGCCAAAUCUGAGAGUGAAGACAAUAUCUCAAAAAAGCAACAUGGGCGCCUGGGUAGAUCUUUCAGUGCUAGUUUCCACCAGGAGUCUGUCUGGAAAAAGUUGUCUCAUCUUCAUGAAAGGCGGAAUAGCGGCUUUCAGAGUUACACAGGGUAUGAUGGGAAUGACUAAAAGGAACUGCUUGUAUAACUGCUGUUGUGUAAAUUAUUCCUCAGAUAUGGUAACGUUUAUUAUGCACAGAGUAGGGAAUGGAUAGAGAUUUCAGUACAAAAUGCAAUCUUAGGAAUGCUUGUUGCAUUAAAUGUGUGGAUAGUUAUGUUGGGAAUGAUAAGAGAUGUUAGCACAAGCACAGAAUAUUGUACACUUACAAUCCAGUAUAAUCACUAUAAUCAACAAUUGACCUGCAUUUUAGGCCAUGAAAUCAGAACAAAUCUAGAUCAAAGCCAUAGUGGGGGAGGCAGGGGGAGAGUGGAAACCUAUUAUUAAAAGGAAUAGUUAAUACUCAAAGCAUGAGAUUUGUUACUUUCCAAAAUGAUUUAUUAAACACACAUUGUUAUAAGGGUGGUAAAUGUAUAGAGUAAUUGUUUUUUUUAAAAAAACUUUCAGAAAUGCAAUAAGGACAUCAAAACUUACAAAACACCAAACAUUAAAUGAAUAUAAUUGAGUGGUCUAUCCAUUUGGAACAUGGUUCUGUAAAACUUAAGUUGUUUGCGUUAACUGGGGACCUUCUUUGACAGUCAUAGGCAAUAAUAAUAUAAUUUCCCCUGGAAAGAUGAGGUACCUGCUUGCUUCCUUUUGAGAGGAGGCAGAAAAAACUUUCACUGCCAGGUGUAUAUUCCUCCAGCAGCUUUUUGUGUGAUCUGAAUUUCCUUCACAUUUGACAGGCCGCUUUUAAACAAACCCUCAAUCCAUCUUAUUUGCCUACCCAAAAAGCACCCAAACUUGCAAUCGUGGGUUGCACUUACAUUUUUUUUCCUUGUGGUAUCUGGAUCUUUUUCACUUCACUCCUUUAAUUGUUUUAUUGUAAAUAUGGGAGAUGCUUUAAGUGCCGAAACACACUGGCAGCCGCAGUGAUAUACCUCUUUGGCCAGAACACUGUUUGUAUUUUUUUCAAAUGAUCAUGUCAAGUAGCUUUAUUUGGAAGUAUAUUUUGUUCUCAUGAGAAAACAUUUUAAUAAAAAUAUCAGUGGGAUCAAGAA
Molecule: messenger RNA, 2818 nt
Organism: Elgaria multicarinata webbii
Lineage: Eukaryota; Metazoa; Chordata; Lepidosauria; Squamata; Anguidae
Gene: BIVM
Product: basic, immunoglobulin-like variable motif containing
Exons: 9
Coding region: 279-1790 (503 amino acids)
Source: RefSeq, a predicted model, not a curated record